GAAUGUUCGUUGCGUGCAAACCGGCGUAGUGCUACUUUUUCUUUAUUUUCUAAAUAAUUACACCGUUUACAGUUUUUAAAUUAAUCAAAAAAAAAUUAAGUGUUAAAAAAGACUUUGUUUUAAAAUUAAGUGAUUUUAAUCAAAAAAUGGGCACUUUAUUAAGUUAUUAAGAAAAAAUAAGAUUGUUUUUGUGUUCUAUUUUUUUGUGUGUGUCUUCAUAUGCAAUCGGUACACUUAUUCAGGAGCAUGUCUAAUAUAAUUUGCGGAAACGGUACUGUUUCAAAGAAAAAACAGAAAAUAACCGAACCGAAAUUAAGUGCAAACACUCAAAUGGAUAACGACGUAACGCCGGUUUAUUUGGCUGCGCAAGAAGGCCACUUGGAAGUGCUAAAAUUCCUAGUUUUGGAAGCCGGAGGAUCUUUAUACGUGAGGGCUAAAGAUGGAAUGGCACCAAUUCACGCAGCGAGCCAAAUGGGCUGUUUAAAUUGUGUUAAAUGGAUGAUUCAAGAUCAAGGUGUUGAUCCGAAUUUAAGGGACGGUGAUGGAGCGACCCCUUUGCACUUCGCUGCCUCAAGAGGUCACCUGGAAACGGUCCGUUGGCUAUUAAAACACGGCGCGAGAUUGUCCUUGGACAAAUAUGGAAAAAGUCCGAUUAAUGACGCUGCGGAAAAUCAACAGGUCGAGUGUCUUACCGUGUUGGUUCAACACGGAGCAACACCGGAUUAUAAAGAAGGAACCGAGAAAAAACACGGAUCUUGUUCGUGUACGAGAAAGAGUGAAAAUUUUAAAAGG
Onthophagus taurus is the source of this 792-nucleotide messenger RNA. Lineage: Eukaryota; Metazoa; Arthropoda; Insecta; Coleoptera; Scarabaeidae. The record is from RefSeq and is a predicted model, not a curated record.